This is a messenger RNA of Rubroshorea leprosula, 5924 nucleotides long. Lineage: Eukaryota; Viridiplantae; Streptophyta; Magnoliopsida; Malvales; Dipterocarpaceae. The record is from the annotation of a GenBank genome assembly.
AGAUCCGUUGCUCUCUUCAGCAAAAAAAAGUGCAAUUAUGCCACCAAAAAGAAACGUUGGGAAGGCUGCCCAGACUUUACAUAUUGGGCUUGGUGAUGGCAGUCUAGCACACUCGGAAGGGGAAAAUGAGCCAAUCAUUCCACCACCAUUGUCACCAAUACUUGGGGAGCAUUCUUUUGUCAAUCCUACUUUCAACAAGGAUAGUGAAUCUGGAGAUGAUGUCGCUCAAUCUGAAUUGAGCCUCAGCCACAAACAGCAGAUCUUCAAAGGUAGAAUCAGAAUAUUUCAGCUCCAGCACUCGGGGGGGCAAGUUAAUCUGCCACAACCACCUCCCCAGAUUCAGCAGGUAGCAGGCGGACCAAUGCAGCCAGAUCCUGUUGAGGCUGCACCACGUGCAACAGAUCUAGGUAAUCACCAACAGCCCAGAUAUCUGCCACCUCUGCGCCGACCGAAUGGAGGACACCCACAACAUAAUGCACCUCCACAAAGGGAGCAUUUCCAGCCUUAUGUGCCACCCAUGCAACAAAAUCUUCCAAAUCUGCCAGGACAGUACAUCAAUCGUGAUCAGAUCAUCGACAUGGUGCAGGAGGCUUAUAGUUCAGUUUUGAGGCCUCUUGUCAGACCUGCUUACAGAAAACCAUAUCCAGAUUACGUAGACCAAGAGAAUCCUUUUCCAAGGGGGUUUAAAGUUCCAGAAUUCACUCUAUUUUCUGAAGAUGCUCUCACCUGGUAUCUGAGUCUACCACAGAAUUCAGUUUAUACUUGGAGGCAGAUGGAAGAUCUUUUUCACAUCCAGUUCUACCGCAGUGAGCCAGAAGUGUCCAUGGCAGAUUUAUCUCGUCUGAUGCAGCGACCUGGAGAAACAUAUGAGGCCUUUCUGGCCAGAUUUCGGAAGGCCAGACUUAAGUGCAGAGUCACCCUGCCAGAACAGGAAUUUGUCAAGCUGGCACAAAAUGGGCUGGACAUUGAAUUGAGGAAAAAGUUUGAGGGAAUGGAGUUUCGUGAUUUCUUUGAGUUGUCUUACAAGGUGGCUCGUUAUGAGAAUUUAUUGCGAGAGAACACACAAAGGAAAUCUGCAUCUCAUGGGACUUAUUAUGGUGAUGCUAACUUUGAUUUGGACGUGGCAGAAGUGGUGGCAGACAAGCCAGUUGUUUGCCCAGAUUUGGUCAAAGUGGCCCAGCAGACCGACAGAACAGAGAAAAUCGACAAGGGAAUUCUGCGUUUUCCAGAUAAGGCCAAAGAAACUAUGGGAGUUGAUGCAGAUCCAUUCCCUACCAUGUUUGUUGGGGUGAAUGCGGCAGAUCUCAGAAGCAUUGCCAGGGAUAGAUCUCAAACAUACUAUAGGCGCAGACUUGCAGCUGAUGAUCUGAGGUGGGUCAUCGAGGAGGCCAGAGCCCGCAGAAAUCAGCCCAGAAUGGCGAAACCACCACCCAGAUCUCCAACCAAACGAUGGGAACGUGUGGUGCAUCCAAAAUUUCCUAAAGGUCAAAAUCCAAGGACCUUGAGGAGGCACUUACAACGCAAAAGGGCUGCAGAAAGACACCGACAGCAGAUUGCAGACUUGGGGGGCAUGGCAGAUCAGGCUCAGCCGCUCCUAGCAAGAAGAAAAUCAGUGUGGGUCCGUAAAGAAAAAGGGAGCACAUCUGGUCAGAAUACUCCAGAAAAAGAGGAACCACCCAAAAGUCCAACAUCGCCUCGAAUUCUGGUUGUGGAAUCAAAUGAAGAAACUAGUUUGAAGGCGAAGUUUGACGUGUCAGAUAAAGCGGAAAAUUCAUCAGAUGUAAUCUGUUUUGGUGAGUUUUCCGUGAAUCUAUCUUGUUUGGUGAUCACUCUUCCUUUGGUCUUUCAAGCAAGAGACCAGUCAGAAUCUGCAGUUUGUCACCAGACAGAUUUGACUGAAGAAGAAGUCAUUGAGAUCCCAACUAAGGAAGAUGGUGGUAUGGAUUUAGCAGAUAAAAUCAUUUUCGAAAAACCAGAAGAGAGGAUGGCCAGACAUAUCAGGCUAUUAUACAUUUAUGCACAUUUGGAUGAAGUGACAAUCAGUGAUUUUACUGGUGGAGUAAAUCGCUCAAGUGGAAUUCUGCCAGUGGAACUUACCGUUGGAAAUAGAACUCUCAUGUGUGCCUUCUUUGUGGUUGACAUCAUUGCCACUUAUAAUGCAUUGCUUGGGAGAGAUUGGAUACAUUCCAGCUGGUGUGUUCCUUCAACUCUGCAUCAAAAAUUGAUAUUUUGGAAUGGUGGCAGAACUGAAGUCGUGACAGCAGAUGACAAGCCAUUUGUGGCAAGUACCAACGCAGUGGAAGCUCGUUAUUAUGAUGAAGAUAUUGGGACUAUCCGUUUCUUUGGGAUGGAUCGCUAUGGCAGACCUUCUAGAAUUACUGCCUGCACCAGAUCUGCAAUGGACAGACAGACUGUGAAAGAGAAAAAGGAGGCCGUGGAAGAAAUCAAGAGAAAAUUAGCGGCUUACCUUGCUGAAAAACGGAUCUGUGUAGGCAGAUCUGAAGUAGUCUAUGAAGGUGAAGAGGAAGACUUGAAGGAUCAAAUAACACUAGAGGAAUUAGAUCUGGCACCAGCAAAACUUGAUGAUCUGAAGGCAGAAGUACAAGAUCCCCUGGAAGAGGUAAAUCUGGGUACUGAGGCAGAUCCGAAAAUUACUUUUAUUAGCGGUUCUCUUGAGCCGUGUUUGCAUGCUAAAAUUAUCGAUAUUUUGCGUGAAUACAAGGACUGUUUUGCUUGGGACUAUUCUGAAAUGCCAGGUCUGGACAGAAAUCUGGUUGAGCACAGAUUACCAAUUAGAGCAGAUUUCAAGCCUUUUAAACAGCCGCCUAGACGAAUGUCUCCAGAAGUUACCUUAAAAGUUAAAGAAGAAAUAGAGCGGCUGUUGAAGGUUGGUUUCAUCAGAACUUCCAGAUAUGUGGAAUGGUUAUCUAAUGUGGUUUCCGUGGUUAAAAAGAAUGGCAAGCUGAGAAUCUAUGUAGACUUCAGAAAUCUGAAUCUGGCAACACCAAAAGAUGAAUAUCCUAUGCCUAUUGCAGAUUUAUUGGUGGAUGGUGCAGCACGCCACCGAAUUCUGUCAUUCAUGGAUGGCCACAAUGGGUACAACCAGAUUUUUAUAGCAGAAGAGGACAUUCCAAAGACCGCUUUUUGCUGCCCAGGAGCUAUUGGUACGUAUGAAUGGGUAGUAAUGCCAUUUGGUUUAAAAAAUGUUGGUGCAACUUAUCAAAGAGCCAUGAACGCCAUCUUCCAUGACAUGAUUGGUCGUUUUAUGGAAAUUUAUAUUGAUGAUGUGGUUGUGAAAUCUAAUGAAGAUGAAGAACAUCUGGAGCAUUUAAAGCUGGCUUUUGAAAGAAUGAGAAAGCAUGGUCUGGAAGUAGAUCAGAACAAGGCAAGAGCUGUUAUUGACACACAGCCGCCAAGAAGUAAGAAGGAAUUACAAAGAUUCCUUGGGCAAGUAAAUUUUCUGAGACGUUUUAUCUCAAAUCUGGCAAGAAAAACCAGAGUUUUUUCACCACUGCUGAAGCUGAAAUCAGAAGCAGAUUUCAAAUGGGAGAAACACCAUCAGACCGCCUUUGAGGAAAUAAAGCAUUAUUUAUCAAAGUCGCCGGUCUUAGUGCCUCCUUUAAGAGGCAAACCUUUGAUUUUGUACAUAUCUGCCGCAGAUGAAUCUGUAGGUUGUCUGCUGGCUCAAGAAAAUAGUAAAAAGCAAGAACAAGCUGUUUAUUAUUUGAGUCGAAGUCUGUCACAGAUCGAAGUGAAAUAUUCUUCGGUCGAAAAAUUAUGUCUUGCUUUGUUUUUUGCUGCAAUAAAAUUGAGGCAUUAUUUGCUUUAUUCCGAGGUUUAUGUUAUUUCGAAAACUGAUGUGAUAAAGUGCAUGUUGUCUCGACCACUGUUGCGAGGCAGAAUUGGGAAAUGGGUUCUGGCUUUGUUAGAAUUCAACCUGAAGUACAUGCCUCAAAAAGCUGUCAAGGGGCAGGCUUUGGCAAAUUUCCUGGCAGAUCAUCCGUGCCUGGAGGUAGAAGCAGAUGAGGAAAAAGGUAUUAAUUUAUUUUCCAUAAAUCUGGUUCCUUGGAAGCUUAUCUUUGAUGGAUCUAGCACAGAUUCUAUGUCUGGAGCAGGAAUUGUUAUUAUUUCUCCAAUUGGUUUGAAAACCCAAAUAUUGUUUCAGCUAGAUUUCAAUUGCACCAAUAACCAAGCUGAAUAUGAGGCACUAAUUAUUGGGUUGGAAGUGUUGGUAGAGCUCAAGGUACCCAUGGUAGAAAUAAUUGGUGACUCACAAUUAAUUUUGAAGCAAUUAGAAGGUGAGUACAAGUGCACUAGUUUGUCUUUGGCACCUUAUUUUGCUUUGGCAGUACAGCUCUUGGAGGAAUUUGAUGAUGUAAUCUUGAGGCAUGUUACUCGAGAUCUGAACACAGAAGCAAAUGAGAUGGCACAAAUCGCCUCGGGCUUAAAAAUCCCAAAAGGCGUGAUGAGCAGAAUUGUUGUUGCAGAAAAACGAAUUCUGCCAUCUAUUCACAUGCGUGGUAUGGUAAUUUCUGCUUGUUCCAUAGAUGUAACCCAGACAGAUUGGCGUUAUCCAAUCAUGGAAUACCUCAAAAAUCCAAAUUUUAAGGCCUCAAGAAGAACAAAAAUGCAGGCCUUGAAUUAUGUUCUGUUGGAAGGUGUUCUUUAUAGAAGAGGAUAUGAUGAAUUACUUCUGUGCUGUCUUGGUCCAGAUGAGUACUGCCAGAUUAUGUCAGAUGUGCAUAACGGAAUCUGUGGUACACACCAAGCUGGAAUUAAGAUGAGAUGGCUAAUUCGUAGACAUGGAUUCUUUUGGCCAUCAAUCUUGAAAGAUUGCAUCAACUAUGCUAAAGGUUGCAAAGCCUGCCAGAUUCAUGGACCACUACAGAGAGUUCCAGCGUUAGAACUCCAUCCAAUCGUCAAACCGUGGCCAUUUCGAGGAUGGGCCAUAGAUUUGAUCGGUAAAGUUUAUCCUCCUUCCACUAGAGGGCAUUCUUUUAUUAUUGUUGCCACAGAUUACUUUACCAAGUGGGUGGAAGCAAAGCCAAUGAAGAAGGUUGACCAAACCAAUAUUAUUAAAUUUCUUAAGGAAGAAAUCAUUCACAGAUUCGGUUUACCAGAAACAGUGACUUUAGAUCAAGGAACAGUUUUUGUUGGUGCACAAGUUGAGGCGUUUGCAAAAGAAAUGGGAUUUAGGUUACUCACUUCAACCCCUCAUUAUGCUCAAGCCAAUGGUCAAGCUGAAGCUUCCAACAUAAUUGUGAUAAAUCUGCUGGAAAAAAUGGUUGAUGAUAAUCCAAGGUGUUGGCAUGAGUUGUUAUCUGACACAAUCUGGGCUUACAGAACUUCACAGAGUUCUACCAAGGUAACUCCAUUCUCUUUAACUUAUGGACAUGAUGCUGUUCUGCCCAUGGAGUUGUCUGCUAGAUCAUUGCGUAUAACAAUUCAACAUGGUCUCACUUCUGGAGAAUAUAAUGAAGCAAUGAUUCUAGAGUUAGAGGAGCUUGAAGGUAUGCGAUUGACGGCCUUAGAUGGGCUGCAAACGCAGAAAUUAAAAGUGGCUCGAGCAUAUAACAAACGGGUGAAAUCCAGAAGUCUGGCAAAAGGAGAUUUGGUGUGGAAGGCAAUUCUGCCACUUGGGAAGAAAGACCCCAGAUUUGGGAAAUGGUCUCCAAAUUGGGAAGGACCAUUUCGUAUACAUGAAGUGCUUAGAGGAGGAGCAUAUUGGCUUGAAUCAUUAAAUGGAGAGUUACAUCCUCGAAAAAUAAAUGGAAUCUACCUUAAGCCUUACUAUCCUAUGGUAUGGGAGGCUAGGGGUUUGGAUACCAUUGAUUCUACCUAAGACAGAUUUGAGGUAAGGUUUGUAUAGUAUUUUAUUUCAUUGUGUUUAGCAUUUUAUCAUUCAAUAGAAAGUGCUGAGCGAA